AAUAUGUUCCUUCCUUGUCUGUGACUGUGGUUUUUGUUAUGAUUGAAAGCAAUAUUUUCAUGAAAAAAUAAAAUUAGUUUACAGCUUCAAUUCAAAUAGCUACGAACUGUACCGAAUUAAUCAGCAGUGUUUAUAGUUUAUUCAAAUCAAAGGUCUUAACUUCUCUCUUGCGGCCUGCAAGGAAAGGACUAGCGACGAGCAAUGGAGGGUAGUGUAGAUUCUGCGGAAGAAGAAGCGCUGCGGGCCGAUGUGAUGGUGGAGGCCAACAAUGAUGCAGAGGAGCAGCAGUUUGACAUUGCCUUGGCUGCUUCACAUUCUUACAUGGGACCCUCGCUGGAGACGGGCAGCGGGCGCGGGCGCGCGCGCGUGGAGGCGGGCUGGGAGGGCCGCGUGCCGGUCAUGGCGCACCACGGCAUCGUGUUCCCCGGCGAGACCGUGCCCAUGCUGUUCACGGAGGACGUCGACAUCCUGUCGGAGGCCAUCCAGCAGGACAAGCUGUUCGGGCUGCUGUGCCCCGACGAGGGCGGCGCGGCGCUGUCGGGCUACGGCGUGCUGUGCGAGGUGUACGAGGUGCUGGCGGCGCCCGCGGGCGUGCAGCGGCGCUCGCCGUCGCCGCCACUCGUGUCGUUCAAGGCGCGCGCCACGCACCGCUUCCGCUGCCGCCAGCUGCCGCGCCGCGCGCUCACCGCGCACGCCUUCGACCGCCUGCGCUUCAUGGACGUGCGCGUGCUGCCCGACGUGCGCCUGGCCGACCCGCUGCGCGCCGCGCGCCUCGCCGCGCUCGACCCGCUGCGCGCCGAGGACGAGCGGGCGGUACGGCUGCGCAGAAUGGACGCGGCGCUGACGCCGUGGCCGCUCUUCGUGUACGAGAUCUUCGACUUCCGCCGCAUGCGCCGCACCAUCCGCGACUACUUCAAGACCCUGGGGAUAGACGACGUCCCCGAGGACGCCGUGACGCUGUCGCACUGGACCGCGUCCAACCUGGCGCUGACGCCGCGCGACCGCCUGGCGCUGUUCGUGGUGGACGACGCGCUGCUGCGCCUGCACAUGGAAGUGGGGUUCAUCAUGGAGAAAAGCGUGUUGUGCUGCGCGGCGUGCGAGGUGGAGAUCGCGCGCCGCGAGCAGAUCUUCGCCAUGUCCACCGAGGGCGUGCACUCCAACUACAUCAACUUGGGCGGGUUCGUGCACGACGUGGUCACGGUGUCGUCCGUCCGCAACACGCGCCUGAGCGGUGCGCCGUCGGCCGAGUACUCGUGGUUCCCCGGCUACGAGUGGACCGUCGCCGUGUGCGCCAUGUGCCACGCGCACGUCGGCUGGAGGUACGUGUGGACCGGCGCCCGAGCGGUGCGCCGUCGGCCGAGUACUCGUGGUUCCCCGGCUACGAGUGGACCGUCGCCGUGUGCGCCAUGUGCCACGCGCACGUCGGCUGGAGGUACGUGUGGACCGGCGCCCGAGCGGUGCGCCGUCGGCCGAGUACUCGUGGUUCCCCGGCUACGAGUGGACCGUCGCCGUGUGCGCCAUGUGCCACGCGCACGUCGGCUGGAGGUACGUGUGGACCGGCGCCCGAGCGGUGCGCCGUCGGCCGAGUACUCGUGGUUCCCCGGCUACGAGUGGACCGUCGCCGUGUGCGCCAUGUGCCACGCGCACGUCGGCUGGAGGUACGUGUGGACCGGCGCCCGAGCGGUGCGCCGUCGGCCGAGUACUCGUGGUUCCCCGGCUACGAGUGGACCGUCGCCGUGUGCGCCAUGUGCCACGCGCACGUCGGCUGGAGGUACGUGUGGACCGGCGCCCGAGCGGUGCGCCGUCGGCCGAGUACUCGUGGUUCCCCGGCUACGAGUGGACCGUCGCCGUGUGCGCCAUGUGCCACGCGCACGUCGGCUGGAGGUACGUGUGGACCGGCGCCCGAGCGGUGCGCCGUCGGCCGAGUACUCGUGGUUCCCCGGCUACGAGUGGACCGUCGCCGUGUGCGCCAUGUGCCACGCGCACGUCGGCUGGAGGUUCGAGGCGUGCAGACGCAACCUGCGGCCGCAGCAGUUCUACGGGCUGUGCCGCAACGCCGUGCACCCGCGCUUCUCGCCCGCGCGCGCCGCGCCCCCCGGCGCCCAGCGCCCCCCGCGCCCCCCGCGCCACCACUUGGACCCGGACCUGCUCAUCGUGGAGUACUUCGUCUCGGAGCUUGGGCGGUACGCAGCGCGCCACGCACCGGACCGCGCACCGGACGGCGCACCGAACCUCGCACCGGACCUCGCAUCGGACCACGCACCAGAUGACGCACCAGACGACUCAUCAGACCACUCGCCGCCAGACUCCCCGCCAGCACAGUAGCCGUUGCUUCGAACAACGCGCGGCGGAAACGUGACGUAAUAGGUGAUCUUGCAUUGAUUGUGAAAUGAAUGAUGUUCUAACUUAUCUGCCGACGUCCUCGUCGUAGCAGUUUGCGUGCGAGCGCGACUCCACCGGAGCCGCAUGCGGUGCCGCUUCGUGCCGCUCGCUGCAGCAGCAGACGAGUGGUCGGAAGCGUCGGCACGCAUGCCGCGACCCGGUUGUGAGUGACGUAACCAACACUGUGCACAGAGAAAAGACUGGUUGUUACGUUUCAAGGAUAUUUGAUAUAAAUUUUGGAAAUAUAAGAUGGUAAUCUUGAACCCACCAGCGACCCUCAGUGGGUCGGUAAAGUCGAAUGUUGAGAGAUAUGGUCCAUUUCGGACCAGGUUUUUAAUUUUAUAUGUUUAUUAAGAUAAAAAAGUACGGAUUCUUUUUUGAACAAAAUAAGUUAAUACGCACUAAAUAAUAUGUAAGAGAUAAUGCAUUGCAUGCAGCCCCGAGUUUUUGAAGUGUUAUAAAAAGGCAAGUGCAGGAAUCCUUCCAAUGUGCAGUUCUACGCUUGUAACACAACGUAUGAAUUCUGAAAGAAAUCUUCGACGUCAUAUUGCUAGAAUGUAAUAAAAAGUGAAUUCGUAUAUUUGAAUAAUCCAAAAUAGUUUCAAUAUUUAUGGUAUAUUAGUUCAAUGGAUGUACAAAGAUCAAGGCUACACACAAUUUUGGACCAUCUGCCUUAACAUUAAAAAAUGUGCUGGGAGUGUGGUCUCUUCUAUUCUAUAGUUAUAAUAAAAACCGUAACAGGUCAAAAUAAAAAUAAAAUUUUGUUGACCGGGCGUCACCAAUAUAUAUGUAUACCCAAAUUUAACAAUUUUUGUAAUUAAAACCCUCUCGCCUCUCCUUCCGAUGAGCGGAAACUAUGCCAAAACAGACAGACCGACAACAACUUUAACACAUGUUACUACUUGUGUAGUGUGUUUUCCUUCGUUGUUGCCUUUGCACUACGUUUACUAUGUUUUCUACUACUUUCAUUGUUAUUGUUUUUUGUCCAAUAAAGUAUAAAUAAAUAAAAUAAAUCUUCUAUUAGGUAUGUUGUCCCAAGUAAAUUUUGUCAAUUUUAUUCAGUGUAGUUUAUCGAUUUGAUCGAUAUCGAUGUACGCUCCUGUUACAUCAGUAUGUGCUCUGAUGUGCCUCUACUGGAGAAGCGGUAGGUAUUUGAGAGGUAUACUUCUGAAGAUACAAUGACUAUACGAGUGAUUGAUUAUUAUAUUACAAUGCGCACCACUCAUUGUAAUCUAUGACAUGAACUUAGCGAGUGUUUGACUUUAGAGAAGUGUAACAUUCUAUGCGCGACAUACGACAAGUAUCGCAAUAAAAAAUAUUACUUAUUUUAUAAAUAAAUUUCUAUUACAUAUAUUA
Molecule: messenger RNA, 3738 nt
Organism: Bicyclus anynana (squinting bush brown)
Lineage: Eukaryota; Metazoa; Arthropoda; Insecta; Lepidoptera; Nymphalidae
Product: protein cereblon
Exons: 8
Coding region: 202-2325 (707 amino acids)
Source: RefSeq, a predicted model, not a curated record